CUUCCGCCAGACAAAGUAUUCCCCUUUGGAGCGGAAGUGCCGCGCGGAUGAAUGUGUCCUAUCAGAUACCAUCACGGUACAGGUGUGUAUUUACAAACGUUAUUGUUUAGUUUCGCGGGUUCAACUUUGCGGAAAAGUGUGAACACAAGAUGCCUCCUAAACGCACAAGAAACACUGGAAAUCCACAGAAUCAGGAGCGGCUCAACAAGGAGCUGCGAAGCAAAAAACUUGCUCUUUUCAUUCAACAGUUUGAGAAAGACGCACAAGAGCGUCUGAAUGAACUUGAAAGCAAACUCCAGAACAUGUUGGCAACCAUCGAUAAAGUCUUCGAAAUAGAGUUGCUCAAAAUGCCACCCUCCUUGCAAAAUACGCUCAUGGGAGACUUAAUAAGUGAACAAGAACUCUCAGGCGCCAAGGCGAUAUCCAUCGACAUCCUGCAUGGAAGUCCUGAUGUGCACCAGCCACUCAGGAAGGCGUCCAGCAAAAGAGGAAAAUUUACUGAUCCCGGGUUGAUUCAGUCCAGUUUGUCUCGGAAGAACUCGGGCAAGACAUCCAAGCGGUCCAAAGAAUCCAAAAGAGCAAAGCUGUUGGCUGGCAGCAGCAGCACAGGAAAUCUUGGAACUCCAGGCAGCGUGAUCAAGCCCAGCGAUGAGGUCAUGACAGCUCGACGUAAACUUAGGUCUGUUGUAUCCAUGGGAGAUUUACAUUGUUCAGUGGCUGGAUCUGCUGCACACAUCACUGUAACCACAGCACUCGGACAGGCUGUCUGCUUUUCUGAGGAGAACAAGGAUAAAAUCAACUUUGACUUGCUAGAUGACGUAGCGUGGUGCCAGGUGGAGAAGCUCUCUAGACUGAUGGAGUAUGUGUCUGGAAAAAGCCGCCGCCACACUGCACCACAAUGACGUAGUAGCCUCUGAUUUACCCUUUUUGUGUAAAUACCCGAUGAUCAUUUUAAUAAUAAAUUUAAUUUGUUUGAGGUA
Molecule: messenger RNA, 980 nt
Organism: Nerophis ophidion (straightnose pipefish)
Lineage: Eukaryota; Metazoa; Chordata; Actinopteri; Syngnathiformes; Syngnathidae
Gene: cdca9
Product: cell division cycle associated 9
Exons: 10
Coding region: 150-902 (250 amino acids)
Biological process (GO): mitotic sister chromatid segregation
Cellular component (GO): spindle midzone; chromosome passenger complex; chromosome, centromeric region
Source: RefSeq, a predicted model, not a curated record